GGAUCUCCGCCCUCCCCCCUCCCUCUCGUUCUCCGUCGGUUUGUUGAUUCAGCGAUAACAGCUGAUCGUGACACGCAGCGGGACGAGCUCUACGUUGUAACAAUAUAUGCGUUUACGCAUGCAUAUGCACGUAUAAUAAUUGAACCGAGAUCCGUUUGAGAGAAAUCGUAAGCGAGGAAUAUGCUGAAGCCGAAGGCGCUCACGCAGGUCCUCAGUCAAGCGAAUACCGGGGGCGUGGAGAACACCUUAUUGCUCAACAGGGACGGUGGAUUGUUAGCGUACAGCGGUUACGGGGAUAAGGACGCCAGGGUCACAGCUGCCAUCACGAGUAACAUUUGGACAGCUUACGAGAAGAACGGGCGAAACGCCUUCAAGGAAGAUGAACUGCAGUUUGUUCUCAUGGAUUGUAUGGAAGGGAAGGUCGUUAUCACCGAGGUAGCCAAUCUGCUCUUGUGCUUGUACGCGAAGGAGAGCGUGGGAUUUGGAUUACUGCGCGAGAAGGCGCAGGCGUUGGCCCAGUACCUCGAUCAGCCCUUAAAGACGAUAGCGAACAUGCCUUGAACGGCCCCGACGGAAUCGCAAUCGAUCAUCCCGCUUUCACAAAGUCUGCUGCACUCGAGAGAUUACGAAUUUACCUUUGCGAUACUUAUUUAUUGUUUGUAAGAAUUUGUAAGUUGUACGCGUAUAAAUAUAUUUUUUAUUGACUCGAGAUGUUAACGUGCGUGCGUGUUUCCGCUCUUAACACGCGCGUGUAUCUACAAUUCUAAAUGCCGUGGGAGGUUCAGGGAAAGAGCUACGAGUGUAAUAAUUGAUGCAAUAAUGUAGAAAUAGACGAACGGAAGUGUGGGAACGAAAGCUGCUCUUUAAUGUAUAUAAUAAAUCUUUUAUUUCAUAUAAG
Vollenhovia emeryi is the source of this 898-nucleotide messenger RNA. RefSeq names its product ragulator complex protein LAMTOR2 (gene Lamtor2). Bases 181 to 561 code for a protein of 126 amino acids. The record is from RefSeq and is a predicted model, not a curated record. Gene Ontology annotation, molecular function: molecular adaptor activity; guanyl-nucleotide exchange factor activity. Lineage: Eukaryota; Metazoa; Arthropoda; Insecta; Hymenoptera; Formicidae. Gene Ontology annotation, biological process: positive regulation of TOR signaling; cellular response to amino acid stimulus. Gene Ontology annotation, cellular component: Ragulator complex. The transcript has 3 exons.